AUGUACCUUCGACUCGUCCGUCUUCAGCAACAUUUCAAGCCAUUGUCUCUACGACGAUUUCACACUUCUAUGACUCCCAAGAUGAAAAUUAUUCCUGUUCCAAUUCGUUCCGACAACUAUAUGUAUGUGCUCCAAGAGAGCAAGGCCGUGGGAGAGAAAAGCAAGGCAUUCCUGAUAGACCCAGCCGCUCCAGAUGCGCUGGACAAAGUUUCAGCCCUUCCAGAAGGAAAGUCACUCGACAUUGUGGGCGUGCUGACGACCCAUCACCACGAAGACCAUGCCGGUGGGAAUCCAGGCAUUGCCAAGGCGUUACCUUCUGCAAUCAUUUACGGUGGUAGCUCCCAAGUACGCGCUGUCAGCGAGAUUAUAAAGGACGGAGACUCGCUCACAUUGGGAGACUCUAUUAAUAUCAGAUGUCUAGCCACGCCCUGUCAUACACGAGACUCUAUCUGCUACUAUGUAACAGAUGGCGACCAAAAGGCCGUAUUCACUGGAGACACACUCUUCCAAGGAGGCUGUGGACGGUUCUUUGAAGGUACACCAGAGGAGAUGCACGCAUCAUUAUCCUAUCUAGGCACACUUCCCGAGGACACCGUUGUGUACAACGGUCAUGAAUACACUAAAGGCAAUGUCAAGUUUGCCAAGACGAUUGAUCCAUCGAAUCCUGACAUUGGGCGCCUGGAAGAGCUCUGUGCGUCCAAUGAGAUUAUGGCUGGCAAGAGUACGAUCGGGGAUGAAAAGAAGUGGAACGUCUUUAUGCGACUCGGAGAUGAGACGAUCAAGAAAGCUACAGGCGCAGAGGAUGCGGCUGCUGUGAUGGGCAAACUCAGAGAGAUGAAGAAUGCAAUGUAG
Molecule: messenger RNA, 852 nt
Organism: Serendipita indica DSM 11827
Lineage: Eukaryota; Fungi; Basidiomycota; Agaricomycetes; Sebacinales; Serendipitaceae
Source: the annotation of a GenBank genome assembly